AUGGUCGCCACUGCCAUAGCCGUCGCUCGCGACGACGACGACAAUGCUGUCCGCGGUCACGACGAUGAUGACGAAGACGGCGACGCUUCGGACCGUGUCGCAGCGGCGGCGACAGCACCAUCGCUUGACGACUGCCACCUCACCCCGCUAGUGCUCAUCUACAAACUAUUGCUUUGUCCGAACGUUGCCGUACCCGAGAUCGUCGCCCAUCUGCGACCGCUCUGCUGGUGCGCCGCCGACUUCGACCCGCAUCACCUGCUCAGUGUCCAUCGGCACUGUCGCCACCGCUGUUGCAACCCGUAUCAUUACGCCCUGUACUACAGCUUUGGUGAGUUCCUGCCAUGUUCAAUUUUUAACGACGACGGUGUUCGCGCUGCACGUGCUGUCUUGCGUGUACGUGCAUCUGUGUGUUUGAGGGAAAGAAUAAGGAAAGAGGAAAGGAUGCCCAAAAACGAACGAUCUAGUCUAGUGUCACUGGUCUGCCGGCCGGCCGACCAGCCGGCGGUCGGUGGGCUGAUUUUCGAUGCCUUCGCACGCGCACGCGCACGCACACGCUCACGCGCACAUGUCGUCUCCCGCUGCGCGCGACGACUGUCGUUUUCACUGUUGUCGUCGAUUGACGGCGUGAUUGAUUUUGCGGUAUUCGUUAUCGUUGGCGUUCGUAAUCGCGCGCUAGCGUAG
This is a messenger RNA of Soboliphyme baturini, 681 nucleotides long. The record is from the annotation of a GenBank genome assembly. NCBI's taxonomy places the organism in Eukaryota, Metazoa, Nematoda, Enoplea, Dioctophymatida, Soboliphymatidae.